GAGCUCUCUAUAUAAGGACUUGGGAUACAUCAGGUUGGGUGUAUUUGGUGAACUUUUUCAUAGUGAUCUGGAGGUUGAAAUGGUCGUAGGUCACUCUGUAGAGAAGAACUUGGUACACGGUGAUAUGAGGGCACUUCCAGAAUCAUCCCCGCGGGAAACACAACAGUACUUCUAUUACGAUGAAGCAGACGGCAUCGGUUUACAGACAAUAUCCGGAUCCGCCGUACAGACGAUCAGCACAGCCCCGGUUGGUACCCAGCCCCUGUCACAGUAUUGCGCCAUCUGCCGGGAUCGCGCCACCGGGAAACACUAUGGGGCCGCCAGUUGCGAUGGAUGCAAGGGCUUCUUCCGACGCAGCGUGCGUAAAAACCACGCGUACACGUGUCGGUUCCAGCGUCAAUGUGUGGUUGAUAAAGACAAGCGGAACCAGUGCCGCUACUGCCGCCUUAAGAAGUGUUUCCGCGCGGGCAUGAAGAAAGAAGCCGUUCAGAACGAGCGUGAUCGUAUCAGCGUGCGUCGCACGAGUUAUGACGACAUGGGCCACCAGGGGGCGCUUUCUGUCAGCACGCUUCUUAAUGCCGAGCUGCUCUCACGACAGACGAUGGCGCCUGUUACAUGUAACGGUGACGAGUUGCUACAUAAGCGCGUGGCGACAGCAGACGACAUUUGCGACUCUAUGAAACAACAGCUCCUUAUCUUGGUCGAGUGGGCCAAAUACAUACCAUGCUUCUGCGAACUGCCCCUAGACGACCAGGUUGCCCUGUUGAGAGCACAUGCAGGCGAGCACCUUCUUCUUGGGGUCGCUAAACGCUCUCUCAGUAACUCCGACACACUGCUACUAGGAAAUGACGUCAUCAUCCCGCGGACGACGUCGGACCCGGAAAUCGGGCGGGUAGCGGCUCGCGUGUUGGACGAGCUUGUGCGGCCGAUGAGGGAAGUCCAGAUUGACGAAUCUGAGUUCUCCUGCCUUAAGGCUGUCGUCUUCUUUGACCCUGAUGCUAAGGGCCUGAGCGAACCGGCUCGGAUCAAGGCGUUCCGCUACCAGGUACAGGUGAACUUGGAAGAUUACAUUAGCGAUAGACAGUACGACUCCCGUGGACGCUUUGGGGAGAUCCUUUUGCUACUUCCAGCGCUCCAGUCCAUAACGUGGCAGAUGAUCGAGCAGAUCCAGUUCGCCAAGAUGUUUGGGGUCGCCCACGUUGACAGCCUGCUGCAGGAGAUGCUCCUUGGGGGUGCCACAAACAACAGUGCCGCCGCUUCCGGUCAAAGCGCGUCGGCUACUUCCGGUGGUACAUGCUCGACGCAGGUAGAUGCAGCCCAAAGCUCCCUCCCUAUGUCCCCUUCCUCCAUGAUCCUCAACUACCGCGACCUUCAAGGGUCGGAAGACGAGGACAACAUGACCUUCACCGGGUCACUGAACGCCGGGGUCAUGUCGUUAGGGACACAGUCGCCGCCCAUGUCUGGAGUUACGUUCAGCUCCGCUCCUUAUAUACCGGAUAUACAGCUAGAAAACUCCCCCCAGCACACCGUGUCCCCCGCGGACCCCAACCUGAAUAUGGGCCCUCUAGGAAGUCCCUCGUGUUUCAACGGUCACGUGAUCAAUACUACCGGAAGUUUCAACUCGUCACCGGUGCAUGCGCACGAGCCAUUUAACUUAACGUCUACCGCGAAGUUUAAGCAAGAAAUAAUCUGAAGAUUUGAUCAAACUUUAACUAGAUCGAAAAUGAUAUAUUUCAUGAGAGGUGUUAAGUAUACAUGUACAUAGUUUCUCGGCCAUCGAAUAUUGCCACUUUGAUCAAAUUUGCCUUUGAUAAUUUCCAGUAUAUCAAAUAGUUCGUCGGAAUUUGUUUGGCUACACGUUUCUGUUGGAUGAUUUGUAAGGGUUUUUUAUGAUGCCAUACGUUGCCAAAACUUCUAUUCAGGGUAAAUGUAGCCAAGUCACACCACAACAGACAAAAUCAUUGUAUACUCACAUGCAUUCCAUGUUGAUACUGUGAUAAUAAAUACAUGUUCAUAUUUUA
This is a messenger RNA of Mya arenaria, 2021 nucleotides long. Its product is annotated as hepatocyte nuclear factor 4-gamma-like. NCBI's taxonomy places the organism in Eukaryota, Metazoa, Mollusca, Bivalvia, Myida, Myidae. Gene Ontology annotation, cellular component: nucleus. Gene Ontology annotation, molecular function: nuclear steroid receptor activity; RNA polymerase II cis-regulatory region sequence-specific DNA binding; zinc ion binding. The transcript has 9 exons. The record is from RefSeq and is a predicted model, not a curated record. Gene Ontology annotation, biological process: cell differentiation; anatomical structure development; regulation of transcription by RNA polymerase II. Bases 80 to 1693 code for a protein of 537 amino acids.